Molecule: messenger RNA, 1183 nt
Organism: Patella vulgata (common limpet)
Lineage: Eukaryota; Metazoa; Mollusca; Gastropoda; Patellidae
Product: coiled-coil domain-containing protein 93
Exons: 13
Coding region: 38-1183 (381 amino acids)
Biological process (GO): Golgi to plasma membrane transport
Source: RefSeq, a predicted model, not a curated record
CAACCAUUCUCACGUGGUAGUCACAUGACUUGUCAAAAUGGCUAAUCCAGGAGGGAGUGUUUUUGCAGGAAUUUCUUCUUCAAGAUUACCAACUCAGGUUGAUACAGAAGGCAGAGAAGUCGAGGUUGAAACACGUGAAGAUGAAGAACAGAACGUUAAACUACAGGAAACCAUCAAUCUGCUGUUGGCUGCUGGGUAUUUUAGAGCCAGAAUUAAAGGUCUAUCACCAUUUGAUAAGGUGGUUGGUGGAAUGAGUUGGUGUAUAACAACUUGUAACUUUGAUGUUGAUGUUGAUUUGUUAUUUCAAGAAAAUUCAACCAUUGGUCAGAAAAUAGCUCUAACUGAGAAGAUUGUAGCUGUACUUCCCAAGAUGAAAUGUCCACAGAGAAUUGAACCUCAUCAAAUUCAAGGCUUGGAUUUCAUCCAUAUCUUUCCAGUUGUUCAGUGGUUAGUAAAGAGAGCUAUAGAAACCAGAGAAGAAAUGGGUGAUUAUAUCCGAGCAUUCUCGGUCUCACAGUUCAGCAAACACUACAAAACACCAGAGGAUGAGUUGUUUAUAGAAUCUAAAGAGAAAUCUAUCGAUGCUGUGACAACAGCUAAGAAUGCUUACAAACCCCAGAGAAGAUUUCGACGAAAUGCAUCAAAAAGAAUGGAAGAUGAGGAGACCCAGGUCCAUUCCACAUUGUUAGAAUAUGGAAGGAGAUAUGGUUUUAGUAAAACAUCAAAGGAUGAGAAAGAGAAUGAAGCGUCUGCUAAGAAGAAAGCUGUGGCUGCUAGUUUAGGUGGGAAAGAAGUAGACACAGAGGAAGAUCUUCAGGCGGAGGAGGAGAAACGUAUCAAAAUGUUGAUGAGUGGAAUGUCUGCUACAGGAAUACAGGAAGGCAAGUUAUCAGCUAGUGCUGUAGGUUCCAUAGUAGGCAUGCAGUCAGCUGAAAUACAACAGAUUGCUUCAGAAUACGCGGAAAAACAAGCAGAGAUUGAACAGAUUGAGAAGAGCGAACGAGUGGGUGGAGCUCAACAACAUAAACGUGUGACCACAGCAUUACGUAAACAAAUCGACCAACAGACAUCAAGAUUAACAGAGGUAAUGGCGAAACAUUCCGAGCUACAGAAAGCCUACACUGAUACACAGGCUAAACUUGCUGAGGUGAGAAAUAAACUAGGCCCAGAGAAAUGGACAUGA